Messenger RNA from Anopheles nili, 1686 nucleotides. Its product is annotated as zinc finger protein 62 homolog. Gene Ontology annotation, molecular function: DNA-binding transcription factor activity, RNA polymerase II-specific; zinc ion binding; RNA polymerase II cis-regulatory region sequence-specific DNA binding. The transcript has 4 exons. Gene Ontology annotation, cellular component: nucleus. Lineage: Eukaryota; Metazoa; Arthropoda; Insecta; Diptera; Culicidae. The record is from RefSeq and is a predicted model, not a curated record. Bases 1 to 1686 code for a protein of 561 amino acids. Gene Ontology annotation, biological process: regulation of DNA-templated transcription.
AUGGAUGAAUUACAACUAGAAUCAACUGAGAGUUCCAUGCAGUGCCGGUUAUGUCUGCAUAACGCUGAUCUUAUGAUCCCGAUUUUUGGUAAUCGGGGCGUCGAAUCGGAUAUAUGCCAAAAAUUGUUUAUGCAUUUGAAUCUUACGAUAAAGGAAAACGAUGAUUUACCAAGGCAUGUUUGCUUGAAAUGCUGGCAAACGGUUGAAUAUUUCGACACGUUCUUCCAUGAAGUGGAAUUAAAUCAAUCCUUGUUAGUCAAUGGUACGCAUGCAGCGUUUACUGAUACACUGGAUUCUGAGAAUUUGUCGCAAGAUUUACAUAUAGAGCUGGCAGCUACGGGCAUUGACAAGUAUGAGAUUCUUGAGGGUAAAGUUGAAUACAGCCCGAACCCCCCGUCGUACGAGGAGGCACAGAAAACAAAACAUGCGCUAUCGGAGGAACCAGGCGUGGACGAGAGCAUCGACGAAAUGGUUGAGAUAAUGGAAGCACCCCUCGACUCGGAUGUAGCAGACGAAGAUGCCCUGGAGUCGGAUGGGAAAGACGGAAACUUGUCAGAAGAUUCGAACAUGAACGAAUUGAACGACGCCAAUGCUUCAAAGGAAACGCAUGGAGAAGAGCCUGGAAUCCUCAUCAAAGUAAACGGAUACCGAUACCCGCAAAUAAUACGUAACGGGAAAAUGGUGGUGCGUGGGGAAGAACUCGACAAGUGUCUGGCAGCUUACUACGGUCUGGAAUGUGAAAUAUGUAAGAAAACAAAUUGGACCAAGAUGGAAGAGCUUUUUUCUCAUCAAAAGAAUGCGCACAAUGUGGAACCAUUUGUAAGCUGCUGCGGGCGCAAGAUAGAAAAGCGGUCAUUGAUAACUAUGCACAUGGCAAAGCAUGUCCAACCGGAGGCAUUCGAAUGUCCUAUAUGUAAAAAGAUGAUGACAUCGCCGCGAAUUUUGAAUUUUCAUAUUAUGAAUCACCAGCCGGAAGAAAAACGUCCGAUCAAAUGUGAAUUAUGCCCACGCCGCUUUAGCUACGUUAGCGCUCUUCUUAUACAUGCUUCGUCUCACAAGGUGGAGAACGAGAAAAAGCGGGCCUACCAUAUCUGUGACGUCUGUGGCCGUGCAUAUCGCUCCUUGGAUCGGCUAGCUUCGCAUAUGUCUUGCUCGCACCAAACCGACGGUUCCAGCAACUGCUUGUCGUGCAGUUACUGCGGAAAAACCUUCGUUUCCAAGAGCAAUCUCAACUACCACAUGACCACUCAUCAGCCAAGGAUGCACCAGGUGGAGUGCGAACACUGUGGCAAGUGGCUGAGGAACAAAGUUUGUCUUCGAAAACAUUUGCUACAGCAUUCGCAAAUUCGCCACAUGUGCGACAAAUGCGAUUACACGUCACGUAAUGCGCAAAGCAUGCGGAAUCAUCUGCGGGUGCAGCAUACAGAUGAUAAACCGUAUUCUUGCGCGACAUGUGGAAAAUCCUUCAAGCUAAAGGGCAAUCUGCGCGAACAUAUGGCGCAGCACAUGCAGGAGAAGCAGUACGCAUGUGAGUUCUGUCACCGUGAAUUCACCUCUAAGAGCAACUACUACUCGCACCGAAAGCGAAUGCAUUCCAACGACUUGGAGCAACAAAAACGACGGAAGGAGCAGGAAGAACGAGCGCAUUGUAUCAAACUGAAGCUAAAAAGAAAAGAAAAUUUUUAA